Messenger RNA from Tripterygium wilfordii, 959 nucleotides. RefSeq names its product calcineurin subunit B-like. Lineage: Eukaryota; Viridiplantae; Streptophyta; Magnoliopsida; Celastrales; Celastraceae. The coding region runs from base 137 to 664 and encodes 175 amino acids. The record is from RefSeq and is a predicted model, not a curated record. Gene Ontology annotation, molecular function: calcium ion binding. The transcript is spliced from 6 exons.
GGAAGCGCCUCCUACGAUACGCGCCUCUCGCAGUCAGUCGACCGUCAACUUCUCUCCUACCUUACUCAAUUUCCUCCUCUGUCGUCUCUCUCUCGCGAUCUCUCUCUCUCGGCGGUGAAACUUCUUCUGCGCUACUAUGGGCAACACUUCUUCGAUGCUCACCCAGUACGACAUCGAAGAAGUCCAAGAACACUGCAACCACGCUUUCUCGCAGCAGGAGAUAGUGUCUCUGUACCAGAGGUUCUGCCAGCUCGAUCGAAGUGGUGGCGGUUUCAUCUCCACCGAGGAGUUCCUUUCAGUGCCGGAAUUUGCCGUCAAUCCUCUCUCUCAGAGAUUGUUAAGGAUGCUAGACGGAUUGAACUUCAAGGAAUUCGUGGCCUUCUUGUCUGCAUUCAGUCCUCGGACAAGCCUGCAACACAAAAUUGAAUUUAUCUUUAAAGUAUAUGACUCAGACAGCAAUGGGAAAGUGGCAUUCAACGACUUGUUAAAUGUUCUUCGUGAUUUGACGGGGCAAUACAUAUCGGAGCAUCAGAGAGAGCAAGUUCUUACUCAUGUCCUUGAGGAAGCUGGCUAUACAAAGGAUUCUCUGUUCAUAUUGUCAGACUUUGUGAAGAUUCUUGGAAACUCUGGUUUGAAGAUGGAAGUCGAGGUUCCGGUAGAUUAAAAGCAAAGACAACAAUCAUUGGUUAUACAUUCGUGCCUGGUGUUUACAGAAUUGUCUAAAUUGUUAUCAGUACUGAAAAAGUAUAUCCAAUUGCAAGCAUUGGAGCCAUCUAAUGUCUCAGGUGUAUUUGUUGCUGGGUAUCUCUACCUUACCUCUGACAAAUUGAACAGUUAGACAUGGUAGAUUACAGUUAAUAAUGUAACCAGCAAGAACAGUUGUAACCGACCGUCGAGAUACUGGAUUGUUGAGAUUUCUUUACGCAGUUAAUACAGUAUUUUUUUGUUUUUUUGCAUAA